AUGUCUCUAGCAAUCAGAAAGAAAAGCUGGGAAGAGCAUGUGACCCAGUGGAUGGGAUUGGCUUUGGAGUCUGCGGAGUAUAACACAGCAUGUCGUCAUGGACUUGUAGCUGAUAACUUGCAGACAAGUAUGGAAAAAGAUGAGGUUUUGAGCGUGGACCGGAAAGAAAAAUGUUCUUCGUUUCCAGAGUGUUGCUAUAGUGGAGAGCUGAUUGGCUUCCCUGCAAAGCAGCUGGGAAGUGUUUCAAAAGAGGUGGAUGAAAACGAUAACCAUGAGGAUGAGGAGCAUUUUCUGGAGGCCAGCACAGAAACUCUAGUCCAUGUGUCUGAUGACGAUGAUGACUAUUCGGCACUCAACCUGGAUAGUGUUAAUUACCCCAUCACUGCUGUAGAAAGGGAACCAAAACAUGAAGAGAAGGAUUUAAAUGGAGCAGGCUCCUUAUCGCAGAUGGUAUCAAUGACUGAGAGUAACAAGGCAACGGAAGCACCUGGAAUAAUUGGAGAUAUUAGUAAGGAACCUGGCUGUGACACAGCUCCUAAGGAGAUGGAAGAAGAUGAAAGUUGUGGCAGUAUUGGCCAAAGCCUGGCGCUUUGUAGUUAUGGGGGCUUAAAUGAAGUAGUGGAUGUAGAGAAAGAAAAUCUUUCUAACUCUCCAAAUGUGAAAGAAAUUAUAAUGCCUGGGAAGCAGCUGCUUCACACUGCUGUAAUUGCACAACAGCGGCGGAAGCCUGAUGCUUUUAGAGAUGGGCUUGGAAAGUCUGAGUGUGAUGUGGUACAGAGUGGGAUUUCUUCUGAAUCAUGCACCAGCAGCGAUAGACAACUAUGUUCAGCAGUGGAAUCCAGCGACUGCCUUAUGCAAUCUUCUUGCUCUCUCAUCCCGGCAGUGGAAAAUGGUCUGGAUGAAAGUGGUUUCACAGAACCUCAAGUGGCCCCUGAAAACAAAUGCCUUUCAAAUGUCUGUUCAGCUGAAGACAUCCAGUGUUUACAUGUAAGGGAUCAUUUGACCACACAAGAGUAUUCAGACAGUCAAGUGAAACUGCGCAGAAGAAAGGAAAUAACAGAAGAUCGGGACCGAUCACGACUGGAUUCAAUGGUGCUGUUAAUUAUGAAACUGGACCAGCUUGAUCAGGAUAUUGAAAAUGCUCUCAGUGCAGGCUCUUCCCCAUCCAGCACCCCAACAUACAAACGACGGCAUAUACCUGAUGUUGAAUCUGGUUCUGAAAGUGGAGUGGAUGUUGCUUCAAUAAGUCACUCGCAAACAAACUUGUCUCCUAACACCCAUGCUCCUGACUUGUCAUUUCCCUGCUCAGUAGCCAGCUCUGGAGCUAAACCAAAAGCUGGGCUAGUGAUUGCAUCUUGGAAGGCAAAUCAGGUUGGUCAAGGACGAUUUGCUCUUAGUAAAUUGACGUUGAUUGCUCCUGAUUGCCUUCCUGAUGGAUUCCAAGAUGUGCUCCGUGAUCUUUCCCUGGACAGAGGUGAGCUGACAAGCUUAGAGAUCAUUGCCUCUUUUCUUCUUUUGAAGAUGAGC
Messenger RNA from Phaethon lepturus (White-tailed tropicbird), 1527 nucleotides. Its product is annotated as rho GTPase-activating protein 7-like. The transcript is spliced from 4 exons. The record is from RefSeq and is a predicted model, not a curated record. The annotation marks the transcript as partial. NCBI's taxonomy places the organism in Eukaryota, Metazoa, Chordata, Aves, Phaethontiformes, Phaethontidae.